Messenger RNA from Apis mellifera (honey bee), 493 nucleotides. Its product is annotated as 40S ribosomal protein S28. Gene Ontology annotation, molecular function: structural constituent of ribosome. Gene Ontology annotation, biological process: maturation of SSU-rRNA; ribosomal small subunit assembly; translation. The coding region runs from base 71 to 268 and encodes 65 amino acids. Gene Ontology annotation, cellular component: ribosome; cytosolic small ribosomal subunit. The record is from RefSeq and is a predicted model, not a curated record. The transcript has a single exon. NCBI's taxonomy places the organism in Eukaryota, Metazoa, Arthropoda, Insecta, Hymenoptera, Apidae.
UGGAUUGUGAAGGUUCUUUCAUUUCCGUAAAACAUCUCUUUUCUGUCGUUUUAAAGCCACGUGAGACAACAUGGAUAAACCAGUAGUUUUGGCUCGUGUUAUAAAAGUCUUAGGACGAACAGGUUCGCAAGGACAAUGUACGCAAGUAAAAGUCGAAUUUUUGGGUGAACAAAAUCGACAAAUUAUCAGGAAUGUAAAAGGACCAGUACGAGAAGGUGAUCUCUUAACCUUACUGGAAUCUGAACGUGAAGCAAGAAGACUUCGAUAAAUAGAAGAAUUUAUCUCCGACACGUAAAAAUCUUCUAUAGUGUCUGGAUUCUAAUAAUAUAAUAAUACAAUUCAUUCCACUGAAGAUGAAGAAAAAUGAAGAUCACCCAUUAUUCCAAUAGCACAGAUAAACUCAGUAUGGCCAAAUUUUUAAUCAUCUAAUUUUUACAUAUAUAUGUCAAUGAAGAUGUUACAAUCUUUGUAAUAAAUAUUGAUUAAUGAGUAA